Molecule: messenger RNA, 939 nt
Organism: [Candida] anglica
Lineage: Eukaryota; Fungi; Ascomycota; Pichiomycetes; Serinales; Debaryomycetaceae
Source: the annotation of a GenBank genome assembly
AUGCCCAUCCAAUUGGAAGACGAUGUUAGCAUCCCCGAUCUUGAGUCUAGAGGAUAUCCGAGAUUGGCUCUGAUUAGUAUAUUCACCAGGUUGAUAAACUCGGUUCGAAUAUUUAAUGUACCGAUCUUGAACUUUAUAAUCAUGGGGGUAUUGGGUACAUUUUUAAUGAAACUUACAACAAAGUAUACUUCCUUGUAUAUGAGAAGCUCUCUUAUAACAAUUAUAGUCACCAAUUUAGUGUUAUAUGGAAUUUCUGAAUCGUUGGCUCAAUCUAUUUUGUGUUUUAAUAAGACUAGACCUCUUAUAGCCUACGAUUUAAGUGAACCUAGUCACACUGGAUUAGGGUUCAAUUCUAAUGACAUUCAACCACAACAUCAUGGGAACACUUCUGUUGCAUCCUAUGAAUAUGAUAGUGACGAUGAAGGUGUAGAAAGGUUUUUGGAUUACAUUCAAGAAGAACCAGAUUCGAUGAGCGAUCCUGGUAGAUAUUCAUAUGAUUCUCCAUUCCCCGCUACCAUUCCGUAUGUUCCACUUUCAUAUUAUAAUUUCCAUAGACUUGCCGGAUUUAUGUGUUGGGGGUUAAUUAUGUCCUUUGCUCAAUGUUGGUGGUACAAGUUUCUCUUAAUUUAUUCAAAAGAUCCUAAAUUCAUUGAGGUUUUGCGUAAAGUUUUAACUGACCAACUUUGUUUCUCCCCAGUGUCACUUUUCUGCUUUUUUACCUAUGGUACCAUGAUGCUUGAGAAUGGUACAUGGGAAGAUACAAAGUCUAAAUUGUCGAAAAUUUACUUUAAAACAUUAUUGAUCAAUUAUUCAGUUUGGGUCCCCAUUCAAUUCAUAAACUUUUUGUUUGUACCGAGAAGUUUCCAAGUACCAUUCAGUAGUUCGAUUUCAGUUUUAUGGAACUGUUUCUUAUCCAUGAGAAACUCUCAAGAGAAUUAA